This is a messenger RNA of Porites evermanni, 19074 nucleotides long. The record is from the annotation of a GenBank genome assembly. NCBI's taxonomy places the organism in Eukaryota, Metazoa, Cnidaria, Anthozoa, Scleractinia, Poritidae.
AUGAAGAAGAAAAAGUUCAAGUUUGACGUCAACUUCAAGUUAAAUGAAUUAUCUAGUGUUCCCUUCGUGAGCGGGGUUCUCUUUGCCAAAAUGAGAUUACUGGAAGGUGGAAGCUUUACGAGCUAUUCAACGAGGUAUUUGACGUUGAGUACAGUACUGUGUGAAACAACACAUGUAAUAAGUUCACUGUUUCUCUAAAUUUAUGCUUUGUUUAAAUAUCUUUCUUUUCUUUAAGGGAGGAAGUCGGUAACCAUUGUGUGAAGUGGGGAAUGUUCGUUAGUUUUCCGUGCAAAAUGACGGCGAGCAUUUCUACUGGGGUUUUAGAUACGUGCAACUACAGAGUGUCAAUUCGAAAGGUAGGACUACUACAUAAUCAAAUUCGUGACAUUUACAGGGUUACGAUUUUAUGUUUACUUAGUUUUUCUCACGGAUCAAGCUUUCUGUUUUCUCGUUUCUGCCUUUAGCCGCGUGGGGUAGAUUUUCAUGGUUCGUAAAUGAUGUUUAAUUUCGGUAUUGUGCAAUUUCUUUUUCUUCAGUACCGUAGUAGUUUGGUUGUUAUAAGGACCACCUGCGACCUGAUUGAUUUUAUUAUAUUUGAGGAUAAAAAAGACGUUAUUGAAAUUUAUCGCAAUUCAUGAGCCAAUAAGAGGACAAUUCUUAAGUCUUGUAAUAUUUUUGGUCAUUUUUUGGUGUUAUUUUCGAAAAAUUUAAUAUCGGCCGAUGGAAAGCUGUUCGUGGAUUGCCCGGCUUAAAAUUGUCAAACCGGGAUCUGAACUUUGCCCGACUUUGCGACCUUAGAUUCCGGAGAACGCGACUGAUAUUUUCCUCCCCUUUCCUAUAAAUUUUGGCAAUGAUACAGUCCUCUAUUUUGCUGACCAGUAUUUUUCCCACGGAAAUAUAAAUGCUUCGUUUGCUGUUUUAUUGUUCUGGAACAACCUGGUAACUUGAUUAGAAUGCUUCAGUUUAUUGCGCUUUUCUUAUGUAAAUCUAGAGGUUGAUCUGUUUUUGGAUUAAAGGCUUUUUUAGACUUAUUUCAGGGGAUAAUUAACGAAUGCAUUCGUCAUUUCUUAAAUAACAAUUAAAACUAUGCAUGUAUUGGUGAAGUUAAAUUACCAGUGGUCUUUAUAUUGCUAUUUAAUUUUAAGUGGGACGUAGAUGUGGUUUUCGAAAAUUUCAGGACUUCAGGCCAUCAACCUCGUAAUAAAACAUAUCCACCCUAAUUGAUUAGCGUAUUGAAAAAGCCAAGAAAACAAUUUGUUUUGUCAAAUCAGUGGAAACUAAUUAUUUUCUUCUUACAUGGGUGUGUGACAUAACAAGUGGAUUGUAUUGAAAUAGUAAUCAUUAUUAGUUAAAAUUUUUUGUCUGCGCUUUUUUGGAUUAUAAGGUAAACUGUGCUCCAAAUUUCUUUACAAGAAAUGUUCGCUUUUCUGUUUUCUGUCUUAAAGCAUUGUUUGAUUAAUUUCUAUUUUCCUGUUACACCAUACUUCCAGCACGUCAAAUUUCACCCACUCAAUCCCUUUUGGUCGAAAUUACCAGAGAAAUUGAGUAUACUUAAUUUGAAGUUUCUGGAUAUAAGCUUAUUUUUUAAGAACUGCUGAAGCUAGACAAGAAUAAAUGUUAACGUCCACAAAACAAUCAUUAACUGCACUGUAAAAUUUUACUCUUAAAACCACCUUUGCUUGCAAAUUUAAUUAAAUCCAACUAUGCAGUCACUUUGCAUGCAUCUAGUUAUAAAGCUGUUCCUGUCUUUUUUGAAACACAUGUAUGCUGUAAGUAAGUCUAGCUAAGGCCUCCAUCUUCUAAUCAAGUAAAGGUUACAUGUAAUUCUUAACUUUAAUGUAAAAUUUAGGCGAAAUGUAGUUUAAAAAGGUACCCUUGUUUUCCCAAUGUAUCAGUACCAGUUUAAUUUUUUUCCAAUAGUGUUGUCUUGUAUAAAGGACUGGCUUUGUGUUAGACAUUGGCAGUGAUCAAAAUUUCUUUCCCUUAGUAUAAACUGUUUUGGAUUAUGACUGAUGACUGGCAAUGAGACGGCAUAAGAGAAAAAUGUAGGUUAUGAUACACAGAAGAGAGUUCUUACAUGGUAGUUGCACUGAUGCAUGGCCAGCAACCCAGUGUUUUGUUUCCUAAUUAGUUCUGCUUUUAGAAUUUCUCGUUGUUUCCUAAUCAGUUCUGAAUUGUCUCUGGAAAGAUACUUUUUACAACCUUCACCAACACUUAAGUAAUACAAACUUUACAUGCAGUAUCAUAAGCAUUACUCGAAAAAUAAGAUGCUAAUUAUUUCAGAUGGGAGAAAAUACACAAUUUAGUAGAAGAAUAGAUUGACUAAAAGACUCACAAUUUACCUCAGUAGGUGAGGAAAGGAUAAACAAUCAAUUUGCUUCAUGGAUGAAAGACAAUUUGAUUUAUGUGUGAAUGUUUUGUAUCAGCAAGCGAACAACUAUAAAUUAUUUUUGGAACCCUUCUCUUCAUGCUCUUUACAUAGCCAAUGUAAUUAUUAAUGGUGUCUGAUAUUAUUUUCCAUGCAAGUUCAGUUGUAGCUAUCUCAAAGUACACUCCUGCAAACCUCACUUAACGGACACUUCUCUACAUGGAAACCUUUUUUAUAAUUACAGAUGGUUUUCAUGAUCCCAGAGAUACCAAAGUCCAUUCAGUUUUCACUUUAUUGAGGUGUCCAUUUUCUUAGAGGUGUCUGUAUCAAAAGUUGACAACAAGCUCUGUCCCUUUGGUGUCCAGAAAAAGUGGUUUUACUCGUGUACUUACUUCCACAUUGAAGCUCCUAAUAGUGCUAACUACCAUUGUAUGUUACUUUGCAUUUUUUCCACUAUUAUGCUUUCAAUAUGAGUUGAAGUGAGAUAGUCAUUCUUAUUUUCAAGUUAUUAGAUAAAAUUCUUUAUUGUUACCAACCAUUCUGACAGAUCCUUUUCGUAUUUAUAUAUUUUUGUUUUUAGGAAAAAUUGGGUCAAUUUUUUUUAAUCCUCAUGAAGAAUUAAAUAAUGUAUCAUUUCAAUAUUAAGUUCUUCAGUGAAAUUUCAAGAAAUAAAAAAUCCAGAUUCCCCAAAAAUGCCAAUAUGAAAAGGAUCUGCAAGAGUGGUAUAUGUGAUUUAAUACUUUUGUGACAAACAAUUUCAUUUUAGCCUUGUUCUAUAGUCUAAUAAAUUACUUCUUACCUCUGCAUGCACGAUACAAAUAUUUUUUAUUGCCUUUUUCUGUUGCUCAUGUAGACAUAAUUAAGUACUUGUUUCAACGUUCAGAACUCUUGCUAUACGUAGAAUGGCUGUUUUAUCAUUCAGUCCUUUUGUGUAUAGAAAAAUGAAUUUUCAAUUAGGACUGUUAGUAUAAUCCUUUCAAAUUAGAAUUAUCAGACAGUCUGUCUUUAUUUGCAGACAGCUCAGGUUUAAUCAACGCCAUUUCUGUCUCAGACAGUCAUGUAAUAAGUUUUUUUUCUCUGUCGCUUGUGUAAAUAUUUUUAUAAGGAAUUAUGGUUUUAAUUAUAUUGGAAUGCUUAAGCUGGCUCAAGUUAUUCCUAUUUUUCAUUGAGGUUGGGAGUUUCUCUUUAGGAGUUUGCAUAAAGUUAAAAGGUUUUGGUUGGAGGAAUGUUAAAUAUUGAUUAUCAUCUGUGAAAUUGAUACCUGUAAGUUAUAGUAAUGCAGUAUGUUUUUUUGAUGGCAGUGACUUCACAUAUUCUGGUUCAGUUCCAAAACGUAUGCUUUAAGUGCCUCUGUCAGUCCCUCAGGCUGGCGGGGUGGGGAUGUGGGUUAGUGGUCAUUGUCAAAAUAAUUUCCCACUGUUUGUCCAAAUGAAUUGAUUAACAUUUUAGCCCCCUGUUUGAGUCUCACAUUGGCCCCUCAACUACUUGUAGCUUUCUGCACUGCAAUGCUCUGUUUUGUUGCUUGGUUUCUAUUCAGUGGACCUGGUUAAAUAAAAAAAGUAUGUUCCACUAAUAAGAGCACAUUUCAAGUUUUACAUGAAUAUUAAUUUUCUCACAGAGUAAGAGAAAAAUUUUGUAAUCUGCUUGUCCUUUGGACAACCAUCAUAGAGGUUUUGGUUGUCCAAAAUGCAAAUUGUGCUUGUCCAAAAAGUUUGGUUCAACUCCAUUUAUAAAUGAAGAGAAUAUAAAAGACAUAUAACACGUCACCUUUAGCCUGAUUCCAUUAGUAGCAAUGUUAAUUGUGGUAUAAUUUACAAUGCUACGGCAAAUGUUAUUUAGGCCAGAGUCCUUAGUCAUAACAUACAAAGCUCACGGAAACAAAUAGAAUGGCCACAGAAUGAAGAAAUUUAUAGGAGUAUUUACACUCAUUUUGUCAAGGUGGAAGUUUGCUUUUAUAUGACUAGGAGAUAAAUUUCAAUUCUAUUGAAAUUCGUGUUUCUGUGGUUGUAAUUCAGCAAUCAGAAGUGUGCUUGUUCCACGGACAAGUCAUGUCAAAGAUUUACUUGCCCGAACUAAAUUUCUGCUUGUCCCGGACAUUUAUCGGACGUAGGUUUUGGUGUACCCUGUUAUUAAAUCUACAAGAAAUUAUUGAAGAAAUAUGAGAACACCAUGUUGUACAUGUACUUGCUUGACUGUGUGCGGUGGUAAAUUUGUGUUGUUCCUCUACUAUUUUUUGUCCCCUCCUCUUUUCUCAUGUCUUACCGUAAAAACUCGUGUAUAAGCCGCAUCUUUUUGCCGAAAUUUUGAGUCAAAAAUCGCGGGUGCGGCUUAUACACGAGACCAUUGCUCUCAAAGGGAGUAAACUGGCUUGUAGGGGUCACAAAUUGAACUGAAAACCUUCAGUAAAUAAAGAUUAAACAUAUUGAAACCUGUCGUUGAUCAUUGCUUUCAGUAGAAGUGGUGAGCCGUACUUUCAAACAUUGUACGAUGUAAAUCAGUUUUUUGCUUAAACAAGGAAUUUCGUUUUCUAAUAUCAAGAUAUCUGUACCUGUUACUUGUAAAUAUAUUAUUCAGUUUUGUAAAAUACAGUCUUCACAAGUCCAGCAUUUGUUUACUUGUGUCCUUCUCUGGUGUCCAGACUUCCCUCGUCAAAUAAACGCAUGGUUACUAAGCAAUCGUUUUGUAGCAUUCUCCACCGCUUUAUUUUCGUUCCAUCGUUCCAUUUUCAUUUCAACUGUGGGCUUUAGCAAUGAAGAGAACUGUUGUCUUUCGCAGGAAAUGGGGAAAUUGAUUAAAGAGAACCUUUUAAAAGGUAUUUUCAGAGUUGAUUAACCUAUUUAAAAUGUCACUGCAAAUACACAACAUUAAAUUUCCUCAAGUUUAUUUGUAAACAUUUUGAUGCGCGAACAAACGAUCACCUUUUUUACAAAAGCGCAUUUUUGGUUUGUUUUUUUUUUUCAAAAUCAUGCUUGAAAGUUGGGGGUGCGGCUUAUACACGAGUGCGGCUUAUACACGAGUUUUUACGGUACUUUAAUUGUUGUAAGAAAUGUGAUAAAUAGGUUGUGAGAAAGAGAGCUCUAACUUAGUGCUUAGUAUGUAAUAGCAUUAGCAUUAGACAUAUUGGAAAAGGAGUGCAUCAUUUAAGGUUACUUCAUAUUUUCACUUUACUACAAAGAUACAAGUAUCAAUACUUGGAGAUCAUAAAAACACAGUGUACCCAAAUUUCACAAGACAUAGUGCUGCAUUGCAUUAAAAGCACUAUAUUGAAUACAUACAUUGUAGUUAUGCUUUAGCUAUUAAAACCCUCGGUGUUAACUGUGUGUGAAAUUAAUCUUUUUUUAUUUUUUUUUGAUUCAUUUGAUUCAUUUUUAUUCAUUGCAAGUGGAAAUACUGGCUGUCUGCCAGUAACUGGUAACCUGUAAUGAUGUUUUUCUUAAACUCAGGAUAAAUAUUUGCUCCAGAUACAUUCUUAACAAAAACAAACUCAAGAUGUUGCAGGAUAAUUCAAGAAAGCUUGUCAGAAUUAGUGGCACUUGAUUUUGACAUAGUGUUGCUUUGCAUUAAAAGCACUAUAUUGAAUACAUACAUUGUAGUUAUGCUUUAGCUGUUAAAACCCUCGGUGUUAACUGUGUAUGAAACUAAUCUUUUUUUUUUUUGAUUCAUUUGAUUCAUUUUUAUUCAUUGCAAGUGGAAAUACUGGCUGUCUGCCAGUAACUGGUAACCUGUAAUGAUGUUUUUCUUAAACUCAGGAUAAAUAUUUUCUCCAAAUACAUUCUUAACAAAAACAAACUCAAGAUGUUGCGGGAUAAUUCAAGAAAGCUUGUCAGAAUUAGUGGCACUGAUUUUGAAAAUCUUUGAACACAUUGUUGUUAACAUAAUUUUUUUCUUAUGAAGGCAUUUUCUUUGGUGGCAUAAAGGGGUGUAUUUUUUAUGGCAAAGGUUGUAUCUUGGUAAUAACAGGGUAAUGUUUGUCUCUGACUUGUUUAAUGCUGUGAACUUAACAUUUGGUGCUUGUCUGGUCUUUUUGCAGGAAACCAAAGGUGGGAAGGCACACAUCAAGGUAAAGAACAGUUCUUAGUCACCUUUACAGACAUAAACAACUAAACCAUGAAGGAUUGAUAUAUUUGUUGCUGCUGAGAGCUUCUGGGCUUUAAGCUGUACAUACCAAAAAAAUUUACUAGCAAAGCCAGAGUAAUGAUAAUUGUUUUAAUAUUAGUCUUAGACAGUCAUGUACUGUGUCACUGGUUAGGUAUUUUAUUUUUUAUUUGCCACACGAUUACGAUAAUUACAAAAAGAUGCCAAAAAAAAAAAUGUAGGAAGAGAUGGCGAGGAGGCCUAAAAGAAACUAUAGAGCUUAUGUUAAUUAGGCCUCCUCAAUUACAAUUUUUCGAAGAUAGUAUAAAAAUUACGGCGACGGAUACAACAUAAUAUGAGGUGAAAAAUUAAACUAAUCAAUAUUACGGAAGUUUACAAAUGUUGAAUAUUAAAAGGCUUUUUCCCAAAAUUUUUGUUGGAGUAUACUAAUAAUUAUUACAAAUAAAUGCCUUAAGUGCUCUUUUAAAGGAGAAAGGUGAGGAAGCGUUGAUGAUGUUGGUGUUUAAGGUGUUGUAAAAUUUAGGUCCUUGAUAAAAAACGGAAAAUUGUUUGGUUCGAGUACGACAGAAAGGCAGACGAAAUUUACACGAGUUUCUUGUAUUAUACGAAUGAAUUUGACUUUGUAAGGUAAAUUUACAAUGAAAUUUUAAAGGUAGAGUAUGGUUUUGAUAGGAGUACAUGAAUAAGCCUAGUUGUAUUAAGUAUAUAUCAUGAAAUUUUAAGAUACCAAGAUUUUGAAAGAUUGGAUCAGUAUGUGCAUCGAAAGUUGUUUUAGCUAUAGUUCUGAUCACUCGUUUCUGUAAAAUCUCAAGACGAAUAAGGUUAGUUCUGUAAGUAGAGGCCCAAACUAAGUUGCAAUAAAAAAGGUAUGGAUAGACUAGAGAAAAAUAUAGUGUUCGUAAGGUUUUCGUGGAUAAAUAGAAACUGGAUUUACGAAUAAUUCCUGUGCAUUUAGAAACUUUAUUUGCGACAUGUGAGAUUUCAGAUUUCCAAUUUUGGUUUACACAUCACCAAGUAUUAUUUGGAGUAGGUUUCAAAGCACAUGAAAACUGUGUGGCUGCUUAGUAGCACUAAUGCAUUUUUGAUGCAGAUCACAAGGCUGUAAUCUUGUAGUGCGCAGUGGCCCCUGGCACCUAACUUUUCCACCGGGAUGACUAGAAAAUCUUAAUCAUAAACUGGGCACCCUGGAUUUCACAAGCUCAGAGCACUGGGCUCCCUUCAAUUUUUAUUUGAGCACAGCCUUGGGUCAUUGGAUCAUAAUGAGUCAGUGCAAAGUCUCCUCUUGUACCUACAGUCUAAAAUACACAACAGAAAAGGAGAGGUCUGUUAUAUACAUGAGGACUGUGUUUGUAAUGCAGUAAUUUUGUUACAAAUAGUUAUGGUGAGCCCUGGGACUCAGUCCCAGUCCAGAACCAUUGAGUCCCAUUUCUAAAAGCAGUGAGUCCCUGGGUCUUUUGUAACCACACAGUUAAUCUGAAGACAGACUCCAAAACUCUCUAUUACAGUUUACUGAAAUAAAAAUAUACUCCUUCUAUUGUAAAGCGCAACAAAGACUAAAAGAAAUAAGGGUUGUUUAACAACAGCCACAAGAACAGCCACAGAAAUCACACAAACGGGAUACUCUAUAAAAAACAUCUUUAGAUCGAUCAAUACAAUUGAUCUUUGCAUCCCACAAGACACAUGCCACAAAUUAUUUGCAUCUUUGGGAUUUUCAUGAUGUGUCGCGGAGGUAGGACCCAGAGUUAACAAAAUCACUGGUAAUGUGCAUUUUUUAUGUCUUCCCUGUAGCUGGGCUUUGUGGAUGUCAAUUUAGCAGAGUUUGCUGGAUCAGCCACAACCACUAAGAGAUACAUUUUAGAAGGAUAUGGAGAUAAGACUCAGCUGCGACAAGACAACUCCAUCCUAGAGGUAAAGCAUUUCGUUUUUUUAAUUCCACGUUCUUGUAAUGUUACAAUGAUGAAGAUUAGGAAGACUUUACAAGAAAAUAGCAAGAAAGCCCAGAGAAACUAUAAGGCUUAUGCAACAUAGGUUUUCUCAACUCAGUUACAAAAAAACAAACAAACAAACAAUCAAACAAACAAACACAUAUUAGUUGAACAGCAAGGCAAAGUCAUUAUAUUAUUUUUAUAGUAAGUGUGAUGUCUCAGAACCAGCCAAUAUGUAAUGUAUGGGAAUCUUCAUACUUUUUUUUUGAGGCCCUUCCCACCCACCCACCCACCCACCCACCCACCCACCUCCCCCACCUUUUUGGAAAUUUGAAUGUUAGGCUUAAUUAUAUUCAAGAGGGUCAGAAGUACAGUCGACUCUCUCUUAACGGACACCUCUAUAUUACGGACACCUCUGUAAAACGGACACCUAGAGUUGGUCCUGCCUUUGCUUAUUCCCUUUAUUUGAUGCUUUAUAAGAUGGACAUCUCUCUAAGGCAGACACUUAGUGCCGGUCCCAAAGGUGUCCGUCUUGGAGAGAGUUGACUGUAUGGAAAUUUUCUUGAGCUACAAAAUAUUUUUUGGAUGAUGAUAAUGAUAAUAUUUUUUUUGUUUCUUUAUUGUUAACUAUAGGUUGAAGUCAGUAUGCAACUCAGAUCUGGAGAUCCACUGUUCAAAGUGUGAGUGUGUUUUGGGGGAUGAUGAAUCAUUGACUACUUAAUGUUGGAAUUAACAAGUAGGACAGCUAGUGGAAGACUCAAGGUCUCUUUAAAGGAGCCUCCAAUUUGGACUUGCUCAUAGCUCAUCAUAAAUAGAAGGAUGUAGGGUGGUCAAAGUUAAGCAGGCUGCCAGCCAAAGUUGCCGCCUUCUUGCUUAGUAUUGGCUGGCUACUCUGCUUAGCAUUUCUUUACGGAUGGCAUUUUUUAAAUAAAAAUAUCCCUAGACUGGCUUCUUACUUUGACAUUUCAGCCAUCUACUUCAAAACUUUCUGACAACCCUUAGGAUGUCGCAGUUCUGGUUGACUUAAUGAUAUGGCACACAAUAAUUUACACAGUAAUAAAAAUUGGUGUUGUUUUCUUACUAUGUUUUUUAUAUAUACUGCUUUGUAACAACCCUUGUGCAACAAAUAGUUCAGCACAGCAAAGCAGCAAUAAUACGGGUAGUAAGUUGUUUAAACACUGCAAUUAAUAAUUACAAAGUGACUGCCGUGAAGCAAAUGAUAACAUUUAACAUACGUCAAGUAUCCCACAAUGAAUAACAUAUUUCAUAACAAGAGGAUAUGUUUCACAUACAAUCAAUAAUCCAUGUGGCUAAUUGUUUUAAAAUAGGUAACUGGUGAAAAUUCAGGAGCCUACUCAGGUUGGGGGGGGGGGGGGGGGGGGGGGGGGGAUGUGGGUUAGUGGUCAUUGUCAAAUUUCCCACUGUUUGUCCAGAAGAAUUGAUUAACAUUUUAGCCCAGUCUCACAUCAGCCCCUCAACUGCUUGUAGCUUUCUGCACUGCAAUGCUCUGUUUUGUUGCUUGGUUUCUAUUCAGUGGACCUAGUUAAAUAAAAAAAAGUAUGUUCCACUAAUAAGACCACAUUUCAAGUUUUACAUGAAUAUUAAUUUACUCACAGAGUAAGAGAAAAAUUUUGUAAUCCACUUGUCCUUUGGACAACCAUCAUAGAGAUUUUGGUUGUCCAAAAUGCAAAUUGUGCUUGUCCAAAAAGUUUGGUUCAACUCCAUUUAUAAAUGAAGAGAAUAUAAAAGACAUAUAUAACACGUCACCUUUAGCAUGAUUCCAUUAGUAUCAAUGUUAAUUGUGGUAUAAUUUACAAUGCUACGGCAAAUGUUAUUUAGGCCAGGGUCCUUAGUCAUAACAUACAAAGCUCACAGAAACAAAUAGAAUGGCCAAAGAAUGAAGAAAUUUAUAGGAGUAUUUACACUCAUUUUGUCAAGGUGGAAGUUUGCUUUUAUAUGACUAGGAGACAAAUUUCAAUUCUAUUGAAAUUCGUGUUUCUGUGGUUGUAAUUCAGCAAUCAGAAAUGUGACAAUCGGACGUGGGUUUUGGUGUACCCUGUUAUUAAAUCUACAAGAAAUUAUUGAAGAAAUAUGAGAACACUAUGUUGUACAUGUACUUGCUUGACUGUGUGCAGUAACUAAAUUUAUGUUGUUCCUCUACUAUUUUUUGUCCCCUUCUCUUUUCUCACUUCUUACUUUAAUUGUUGUAAGAAAUGUGAUAAAUAGGUUGUGAGAAAGAGAGCUCUAACUCAGUGCUUAGUAUGUAAUAGCAUUUGCAUUAGACAUAUUGGAAAAGGAGUGCAUCAUUUAAGGUUACUUCAUAUUUUCACUUUACUACAAAGAUACAAGUAUCAAUACUUGGAGAUCAUAAAAACACAGUGUACCCAAAUUUCACAAGACAUAGUUCUGCAUUGCAUUAAAAGCACUAUAUUAAAUACAUACAUUGUAGUUUAUGCUUUAGCUAUUAAAACCCUCGGUGUUAACUGUGUGUGAAACUAAUCUUUUUUAUUUUUUUUAUUCAUUUUAUUCAUUUUUAUUCAUUGCAAGUGGAAAUAUUGGCUGUCUGCCAGUAACUGGUAACCUGUAAUGAUGUUUUUCUUAAACUCAGGAUAAAUAUUUGCUCCAGAUACAUUCUUAACAAAAACAAACUCAAGAUGUUGCGGGAUAAUUCAAUAAAGCUUGUCAGAAUUAGUGGCACUGAUUUUGAAAAUCUUUGAACACAUUGUUGUUAACUUAAUUUUUUUCUUAUGAAGGCAUUUUCUUUGGUGGCAUAAAGGGGUGUAUUUGUUAUGGCAGAGGUUGUAUCUUGCUAAUAACAGGGUAAUGUUUGUCUCUGACUUGUUUAAUGCUGUAAACUUAACAUUUGGUGUUUGUCUGGUCUCUUUGCAGGAAACUAAAGGUGGGAAGGCACACAUCAAGGUAAAGGACAGUUCUUAGUCACCUUUACAGACAUAAACAACUAAACAAUGAAGGAUUGAUAUAUUUGUUGCUGCUGAGAGCUUCUGGGCUUUAAGCUGUACAUACCAAACAAAUUUGCUAGCAAAGCCAGAGUAAUAAUAAUUGUUUUAAUAUUAGUCUUAGACAGUCAUGUACUGGGUCACUGGUUUACACAUCACCAAGUAUUAUUUGGAGUAGGUUUCAAAGCACAUGAAAACUGUGUGGCUGCUUAGUAGCACUAAUGCAUUUUUAAUGCAGAUCACAAGGCUAUAAUCUUGUAGUGCACAGUGGCCCCUGGCACCUAACUUUUCCCCCCCCCAGGUGACUAGAAAAUCUUAAUCAUAAGCUUGGCACCCUGGAUUUCACAAGCUCAGAGCACUGGGCUCCCUUCAAUUUUUAUUGGAGCACAGCCUUGGGUCAUUGGAUCAUAAUGAGUCAGUGCAAAGUCUCCUCUUGUACCUACAGUCUAAAAUACGCAACAGAAAAGGAGUGGUCUGUUAUAUACAUGAGGACUGUGUUUGUAAUGCAGUAAUUUUGUUGCAAAUAGUUAUGGUGAGUCCUGGGACUCAGUCCCAGUCCAGAACCAUUGAGUCCCAUUUCUAAAAGCAGUGAGUCCCUGGGUCUUUUGUAACAACACAGUUAAUCUGAAGACAGACUCCAAAACUCUCUAUUACAGUUUACUGAAAUAAAAAUAUACUCCUUCUAUUGUAAAGCACAACAAAGACUAAAAGAAAUAAGGGUUGUUUAACAACAGCCAUAAGAACAGCCACAGAAAUCACACGAUUGGGGUACUCUAUAAAAAACAUCUUUAGAUCGAUCAAUAAAUUGAUCUUUGCAUCCCACAAGACACAUGCCACAAAUUAUUUGCAUCUUUGAGAUUUUCAUGUGUCAAGGAGGUAGGACCCAGAGUUAACAAAAUCACUGGUAAUGUGCAUUUUUUAUGUCUUUCCUGUAGCUGGGCUUUGUGGAUGUCAAUUUAGCAGAGUUUGCUGGAUCAGCCACAACCACUAAGAGAUACAUUUUAGAAGGAUAUGGAGAUAAGACUCAGCUCCGACAAGACAACUCCAUCCUAGAGGUAAAGCAUUUCAUUUUGUUUUAAUUCCACCUUCUUGUAAUGUUACAAUGAUGAAGAUUACAAAGACUUUACAAGAAAAUAGCAAGAAAGCCCAGAGAAACUAUAAGGCUUAUGCAACAUAGGUUUUCUCAAUUCAGUUACAAAAAACAAACAAACAAACAAACAAAUAAUAUUUGAACAGAAAGGCAAAGUCAUUAUAUUAUUUUUAUAGUAAGUGUGAUGUCUCAGAACCAGCCAAUAUGUAAUGUAAGGGAAUCUUCAUACUUUUUUUCUUGAGGCCCUUCCCACCCACCCACCUUCCCCACCUUUUUGGAAAUUUGAAUGUUAGGCUUAAGUAUAUUCAAGAGGGUCAGAAGUACAGUUGACUCUCUCUUAACGGACACCUCUAUAAGACGGACACCUCUGUAAAACGGACACCUAGAGUUGGUCCCCGCCUUUGCUUAUUCCCUUUAUUUGAUGCUUUAUAAGAUGGACAUCUCUCUAAGGCGGACACUUAGUGCCCGUCCCAAAGGUGUCCGUCUUGGAGAGAGUUGACUGUAUGGAAAUUUUCUUGAGCUACAAAAUAUUUUUUGGAUGAUGAUAAUGAUAAUUUUUUUUUUUGUUUCUUUGUUGUUAACUAUAGGUUGAAGUCAGUAUGCAACUCAGAUCUGGAGAUCCACUGUUCAAAGUGUGAGUGUGUUCUGGGGGAUGAUGAAUCAUUGACUACUUAAUGUUGGAAUUAACAAGUAGGCCAGCUAGUGGAAGACUCAAGGUCUCUUUAAAGGAGCCUCCAAUUUGGACUUGCUCAUAGCUCAUCAUAAAUAGAAGGAUGUAGGGUGGUCAAAGUAGCAGGCUGCCAGCGAAAGUUGCCGCCUUUUUGCUUAGCAUUGGCCGGCUACUCUGCUUAGCAUUUCUUAACCGAUGGCGUUUUUUUAAAUAAAAUAUCCCUGGACUUACUUUACUUUACUUACUUACUUUACUUACUUUGACAACUCAGCCAUCUACUUUAAAACUUUCUGACAACCCUUAGGAUGUCACAGUUCUGGUUGACUUAAUGAUAUGGCACAUAAUAAUUUACACAGUAAUAAAAAUUGGUGUUGUUUUCUUACUAUGUUUUUUAUAUAUACUGCUUUGUAACAACCCUUGUGCAACAAAUAGUUCAGCACAGCAAAGCAGCAAUAAUACCGGUAGUAAGUUGUUUAAACACUGCAAUUAGUAACAAAGUGACUGCCGUGAAGCAAAUGAUAACAUUUACCAUACGUCAAGUAUCCCACAAUGAAUAACAUAUUUCAUAACAAGAGGAUAUGUUUCACAUACAAUCAAUAAUCCAUGUGGCUAAUUGUUUUAAAAUAGGUAACUGGUGAAAAUUCAGGAGCCUACUCAGGUAAUUCUCAAGUUAGAUUGUGUGACAAUUCAAGUGUUCAUUAUUACUAUUUUGCUGUUUCAACAGACCUCAUGCACCCUCUCACAACCAAGUAACCACAGAAACAGCUGAAAACAGGGCACCACUUUCUGAUCAUGACUCAGUGAGUACUGCCAGUUCAGGGGGUGAGACAGGAAGGAGCCUUACUAAAAGCACCUCAGACAGUGCAUCAGAAUGUCAGGAGACUGCUGGCGGUGCUCCUGAGAAUGCUUCCUUUGUCCCUGGACAUUCACGAAGCUUCAGUGAACCAUUUUAUAGCAACAGCAACCACAACCGGAGCAUUAGUCAACUUUCACGGAUAUCCGGGUACUCAACGGGUCAUUCUAUUUCCUCAAGUUUGGAACGCAGAUUAAGUAGGAGGUAUUGUUGAUGACGGUGUUGCAUACUGUUCGACUUUGCACCACUAUUUUUGUCUUGUCAUGUUUUGUUGCUCUUAGCAAUUCAUAGUAUUUUUUUUCUUGGUUAAGAAUCUUAGUCUUAAAAGUUUGUCAUAUUUUGUUGCUCUCAACAUACCACAGCAUUUCUUUUUAGUUAAAAAUCUUAAAGAGUUGUUCCCAGUUGCUAACAUUUGUAAUUUGCUUUGAUUAAUUUUGAAUUUUUAUUUAUUUAUUUUUUUACCUUCAAUACCUUAGUUUUAAUUUUAUUACGGAUGUGUAUCGUUUUUUUUUUUUUCACAUCUCAUUAUGGGCAUGUAUGCUUCACGUGGAAUGUUGUGCAGGUGUUACUGUGAAAAUUCAUUUCCAUGGUAACUGCUGUACCUUUCAGACUGACCUUGGCAGCUUUAUAAUGAAUUGAAAUAUAUGAAAUGAAUCAUAUUUAGAACUGUGAACAUGACCUUCACAGCAGAACUGAAUGAACAACCCAAGCAGUAUCAAAAUUUUUCAGGUUUUUUUCUUUUUUUUUGGUAACUUGUCUCUUACCUUUUUAGCAGAAUUGCCCAUACGCCUGUUUACAUCAGCUAGGUUUACAUCAGACCAGCUGAUGUCACCACCAGUUCCCGUUUUCAAACAAAGUUCUUUGCAGUUUCUUGGUUUUCCCUAUUACAGCUUGUAUUUUUCCAAAGUUAGUCCUAGAAAAAGGCCUCGUGUGAUAUAAACAUAGAUUAGGGCUGUUUUAAUUUAUCAAAUGGACUUUGUUUAGACAGGCUAAAGUUUUUUCAUCUCACCACACACUUUUGAGGCUUGACAAAGCUGUGGAUACUGGAUCUAACCAUUGAGGGGAAAGUUUGGGGGAGGGGAGGGGGGGAGUAGAAACAGGUGACUUUGAAGAUGUAAAAUUGGGAAGUCAAUGUUGACAAGUUUUUUUGGUUUAUUUUAUGUUUCCAACUAGAAAACAAAGUGCUGGAUCAGGACAAGCUGGCUGUAUCCUUUUUUAAAGUUUUAUGCAGACACCACUUAGGAUGUUCAGCUGUUUACACCAUUUAUAAGAUGCAAACCUUUGUUUCUUGAAGCAAACUAGGUCGUCUUGCCGGUCUUGACUAGCUUAAGCUAAUUACAGGCAACAAGUGUUUCCACCUUUUAAUUUUUAAAAGUGUAAAUAAAAAUGUUGUUGUUGUUGUUGUUGUUGUUGUUGUUAUUUAUGUAUGCCUUAGGUUCUCUAUCUUCCUUAACAGUACCAACAGCUAAUGAUACAGCAUUUUGUGGUUCAGAGCAUACAUUAUCACAUGCACCUGAAAAACAGGGCAAAAGAAUCAGUUGGAAGGUGAGUGCAUGAGUGUUUUCAACUGAAUGUUGAAGAAUAUGCCACAGUCCAUACACUAAGGAUAACAAUCAGUAAUUUUAGCCUCUGUUGUUUUCUUAUUUCUUCCUUUUAGCGGAGUGUAAUAAUCAUCAUUUGAUACACACCUAAACCUCUCCAUGUCAAAACCCUUCUAUCAUAGCAUAAUUAAUUAUUAAAAUAUAUUGGUUAUGAAGCCCCACAUAUUUCUUUAUUGUAUGUUUUUGUUUUGCAUUUUUGCAUUUGAAGGUGCACAACAUUGAAUUGUAUUCCCAUCUGUAAUGAAAUGUCCAAUAAAUGAACUUAUUCAGUCACUGUGUCAACCCUGCUCUUUGAGGGAGCUCCCAACAGAAAUUAUAGUACCAUUGUUGGUGCCAGUCUUUCAAUUUUGCCAGCUUCCAUAACCAGUCUCCUCUACUAUGACUAUAAAAAGUUCUCCUUGUCUCAGAUAGCCUGUUCCAGUGAUAGAGAUAGAGAGUGGCACACUUGAUCCCCGCUACCCCCACCCCGCACUGUUUUUUGUUUUGUUUUGUUUUUCCGGCUCACUACUCUUUGCGCCGUCCUCACUUUCUGAAUACCUGAAAUAAACUUCAUACACUCCUUAUUAGCCGCCCUGUGUUGUGUGGCAAGGACUGCUCUGAAUUGCAGAUACUUUUCUUUGUUCCUUUGUUGCCCGAAUUAAAGAGGUUUCACUGUCGCAAUGUAUUGUNGAGCUCCCAACAGAAAUUAUAGUACCAUUAUUGGUGCCAGUCUUUCAAUUUUGCCAGCUUCCAUAACCAGUCUCCUCUACUAUGACUAUAAAAAGUUCUCCUUGUCUCAGAUAUACUGUUCCAGUGAUAGAGAUAGAGAGUGGCACACUUGAUCCCCGCUACCCCCACCCCGCACUGUUUUUUGUUUUGUUUUGUUUUUCCGGCUCACUACUCUUUGCGCCGUCCUCACUUUCUGAAUAUCUGAAAUAAACUUCAUACACUCCUUAUUAGCCGCCCUGUGUUGUGUGGCAAGGACUGCUCUGAAUUGCAGAUACUUUUCUUUGUUCCUUUGUUGCCCGAAUUAAAGAGGUUUCACUGUCGCAAUGUAUUGUUUAUUUGACAGAAACCUGAUGACAUACGAUCAAGCCAUAGCAGAGUUAAUGCAGAUGAUGUAAUUGAACAAAUUUUUAGUGGGUAAGUUCUUUUUACCAUAGUCACCUUCUGUGAACAAACACUCCCCAUAUGCAAGGUUCUUAAAUCAUGAGACAGGUCCAGCCAUUUUUUGGAUUGAUUCUCUCUCUCUAUAGCAAUUUGUAUUGGAAUUUUUAAUAAGCGCGGGUAAGAAUAUUCUGUAGACGCUGUGCUUAACUUUUUACCUUGUUUCUUCCAGCCACAAUUUAUCAGGGGAUGAAAAUCCUUCAGGUAAGAUAAAUUUUGUUUAUCUUAGCCUGGUUUGAUGACAUUAUCCUUGUCACUUGGAUCACAGCCAGGUCUUUGGAACACUUAGAAACGGCAUUCAUUUUGUAGAUUUUGUGUGACCGAGGGUGUAACAACUAACUGUUGCACACUUUAGUAAACCAAUACCUUCAUCAUUAGCCUAAACUGAUGCGCAGAGAUUAACUCAGUUUUAUUUAUCAGAGGGUUGUGGAAUGGGUAUCAGGUUGUUGCGCCCGAAGGUUGAUUCACCAAACGUCACUUCGCCCGGGCUACGCCGAUUCGCCCGAUGCGUUUUUGACGUUCUUUGGCCUAAACACAGUGAGUAAAAAAGACAGUGACUAGACAUGUGGAACUCAAGCUUACCUAAAACAGCAUUUCUGAUUUGUAUGUUCACCUAGCCUGAAUUUCAUCCGAUUACUUCGAGUCGUUAUUACUCCCUCAGUAACGACGUUCACCAUGUUGUGGAGUAUUUUAUGUCUUUAGGCAAAUCGACUUAAAUCCGAGCGAAAUGCCAUCGGGGAAAUCGACUUUCGAGCGAAACGACCGCAAUUUGUGGAAUGACAGGUGGAGGAACUUGAAGAAAAUGAAGAAAGAUGUUUCUCAUUUUGUUUUUGUUUUUGCCUGUUUGUCAUCAGGGGAUGAACUUCAAAAUAACCAAUUAUCCAUGUUUUUGACAAAAGACGGAAUGUUGAAUCUGCCAGGUGGAUAUAGCAGGUUAGUAGCAGUACCUCAUUAAACACAUUCAAAGGCUGCAUACUCAAUAAACCAACCAUAUUAAUCCUAAUGCAUUGUCUACACUAUGGGACAUUGAUGUGGCUUCAUUAAAUGUUCAAAGCUCUUAGAACAGAUGUUCGUACCCGAAAAAAACAUUUCGUGUCGCUGAUUUUAUGAUCUAUAAUCUGUGGCUGUUUCCAAUAGUGCUGUUCCCUCAGCUGAUUUCCGAAUGCAGAUCCUUUGUGUUGCGAAUUUGAUCAUAUGCACAUGCAAUUUGCGCAAUGUCAGUAAUAAAUUAAUUUAUGUACUUAUUCUUCAGUUUGCUGCUGAAGUUGUCGACACGUGCCUAAACCUUAAGUUUUUAAAUAUAUUUUGGGGAUGUACCAAAUGUACCCUUUAUGUCCUCUGUGCAACCUUCAUUAACCGGACCCCCGAUCAAGUGAACACCAGCAUCUGCCAGUCCCGAACUUUUCUGUAAAACGAACUUUGCUAGUCUCUGUGAAACCUGGGUAAUCCAAUCAAGAGUUAUUUUACAACUCACUCAACCAAAAAUUUUUGGAAAUGCAUUGAUAUUCUACCCAGUAGGCCCGAGUGAGAAAGAGCCUGAGAUAAGAGUGCUAAAUAACUAAAGAACAUAUAAACGCGUCCUGCAGAAACACGUUUCUUUCACAGAUUUGAUAAUUUUGUGUGGGAUAAGACAUUAUUUAUUAUUCUUGUCAGUAUUAAAAUGUGGGGCAUGAUAUAUAAAUAUCGUGAACAAGUUUUGAAUUGACAGUUGCAAAACCAAGAGCAUUACCUACAAUCAGGCGUUAGUGAUGUAGGAAAGCAUGAGCGCAUUCUAGCAAUACCAUAUAGUUUUUCACACAUCACAGAUAACAGAUAUAGAUUGGGGUAAGGUGACGGAAAAUGUAUUGCGGUCGUUCUAGAGAGCGUCCUAGUGGUUUGCCCUUUCGUGUUGAGAUAGUUUGUUUUUUAUUUUUUUAUUUUUCCAAGAUCUUUCCCCACAAACCUUUGUAAUCACUCACCUUAAAGUCAUGCUGUCAUAAAGCUGGAAUUUUUUUCCCAACAACGUGCACUCUCAUAGGUUACUUGGAGGUCACAUGACAUCUAAAAAUGAAACUGUUUCCCGCCAAAAUCUCUGAGCGGAUCUAUGACGUCAGAGGGUGACACUGUUACCCGCGAAUGUCGACCGUCGUGACAGCGAGGUUUAAUGAAUUUCCAGCCUCAAAAUUUCCAGCUAUAUCGAAUCUCGAUUCUCGGGAAACAAAAUUAACUGUCUCCUUAGGGACCAGUCAUUAAGUGUCAAUUGUUAGUUUAUCUGUUAGUACCGUGUUGUUUGUAAGUGUUGGCACAUUUCCUAAUCUGAAAAUUAUUAAAUGAAAGUUCUUUUUGAAUCUCACAGGCCCAUCCCCGAAGACAAGUACAAGACACUGUAG